Messenger RNA from Aspergillus piperis CBS 112811, 539 nucleotides. RefSeq lists its product as uncharacterized. NCBI's taxonomy places the organism in Eukaryota, Fungi, Ascomycota, Eurotiomycetes, Eurotiales, Aspergillaceae. The transcript has 2 exons. Bases 132 to 470 code for a protein of 112 amino acids. The record is from RefSeq and is a predicted model, not a curated record.
UUCUCCUGGAGCAUAGGGCUUCUGGCAGACGAUUUUAGAUCCCAUAAACCCCUAAUCCUACCACGGUCCGUACCUCCCACAGUUCCCGAACGACGGUAGGGAAGGGAGCCGAUUGUUCCUGCAGAUUACUUAUGUUACUGGAUACUGCAUCCGUCUUCACGUUCCUGCUGAGGGAAAGCAUGCAUUUGGAAAAUAAAAGAGCCGUUCCCAUCAGACUUGUCUCUUUUUCCCGGGUAGUAUUUUUUAUUUCUCUUUUUUGUGUUUUUGCAAGAGACUGGGGAAGGUACAUACAGGUUUCCAGGUUUCCGAGUAUCAUGACGAAGUACUCCGUUCCAUUCGCUGUCAAUGCCACAGGAAGACAGGAAGUUACUGUUGCAAUUGGGAAUUUCCUGCCAGCACAGCGACGACGGUUGCUGGGUCCGCCGCAGCUCAUAUCCAGUAAUGGCGGAUGGUUGAUGGCUGCCGCGUAACUCUGCAGAUCUAGGCUAGGUCACGCGUACCUGAACAUCCCCCAGCUCUUCAAUUUGCUCCAUGUGCAC